Messenger RNA from Budorcas taxicolor (takin), 1152 nucleotides. RefSeq names its product neuropeptide Y receptor Y1 (gene NPY1R). Gene Ontology annotation, biological process: G protein-coupled receptor signaling pathway. The transcript is spliced from 2 exons. The record is from RefSeq and is a predicted model, not a curated record. Gene Ontology annotation, cellular component: neuron projection; plasma membrane. Bases 1 to 1152 code for a protein of 383 amino acids. NCBI's taxonomy places the organism in Eukaryota, Metazoa, Chordata, Mammalia, Artiodactyla, Bovidae. Gene Ontology annotation, molecular function: neuropeptide binding; neuropeptide Y receptor activity.
AUGAAUUCAACAUCAUUUUCUCAGGUGGAGAAUCAUUCAGUCUAUUAUAACUUUUCAGAGAAGAAUUCCCGGUUUUUGGCUUUCGAAAAUGAUGAUUGUCAUCUGCCCUUGGCCAUGAUAUUCACGUUAGCACUUGCUUACGGAGCUGUGAUCAUUCUUGGGGUCUCUGGAAACCUGGCUUUGAUCAUCAUCAUCUUGAAGCAAAAAGAGAUGAGAAAUGUCACCAACAUCCUGAUUGUGAACCUUUCCUUCUCAGACUUGCUUGUGGCCAUCAUGUGUCUUCCCUUCACAUUUGUCUACACGCUGAUGGACCAUUGGGUUUUUGGUGAGGCAAUGUGCAAGUUGAACCCCUUUGUGCAGUGCGUUUCCAUCACUGUGUCCAUCUUCUCUCUGGUCCUUAUCGCUGUGGAACGGCAUCAGCUGAUUAUCAAUCCUCGGGGUUGGAGACCAAGUAAUAGACAUGCAUACGUAGGUAUUGCGGUCAUCUGGGUCCUUGCUGUGGCUUCUUCUCUGCCCUUCCUGAUCUAUCAAGUAUUGACAGAUGAGCCCUUCCAAAAUGUGACCCUUGAUGCGUUCAAGGACAAAUACGUCUGCUUUGAUAAAUUUCCAUCAGAUUCUCACCGGCUGUCUUAUACCACUCUCCUCUUGGUGCUACAGUACUUUGGCCCGCUCUGUUUUAUAUUUAUUUGCUACUUCAAGAUAUACAUACGCUUAAAAAGAAGAAACAGCAUGAUGGACAAGAUGAGAGACAAUAAGUACAGGUCCAGUGAAGCCAAAAGAAUCAACGUCAUGCUGCUGUCCAUCGUGGUGGCGUUUGCCGUCUGCUGGCUGCCUCUCACCAUCUUCAACACUGUGUUUGACUGGGACCAUCAGAUCAUUGCUACCUGCAACCAUAAUCUGUUGUUCCUUCUCUGCCACCUCACAGCCAUGAUCUCCACUUGCGUCAACCCCAUAUUUUAUGGCUUCCUGAACAAAAAUUUCCAGAGAGACCUGCAGUUCUUCUUUAGCUUUUGUGAUUUCCGGUCUCGAGAUGAUGACUAUGAGACCAUCGCCAUGUCCACCAUGCACACAGAUGUUUCUAAAACAUCUCUGAAGCAAGCAAGCCCAGUCGCACUUAAAAAGAUCCACACUGAUGAUAAUGAAAAAAUCUGA